AUGCAGGGGGCCGAGCUCCGGGACGGCGAGGCGGCGGCGGCGGCCGCUUCGUACCGGGUCCUGAGCCGCCUCCUCGGCUAUGGAGAGGCGGCCCCGGAGCCAGGCCCGCCGCCGCCGCCCCCGGGCCAUGGCCCGUCGCCGCCACCCUUCCUCGCGCGGCCCGGCUCGCGGGGCGCCCGGCCGCCGCAGCUGAUGGUGUUCCGCAACGUGGGGCGGCCGCCGGAGGAGGAGGACGCGGAGGCGGCCCCGGAGCCGGGACCCUCGGAACUGCUGUGUUCCCGGCACCGCUGUGCGCUGGAUCCCAAGGCCCUCCCGCCGGGCUUGGCGCUCGAGCGGACCUGGGGUCCGGUGGCUGGACUAGAGGCGCAGCUGGCGGCACUGGGGCUCGGACAGCCGGCGGGGCCAGGGAUCAAGACUGCCGGCGGAGGCUGCUGUCCGUGCCCGUGUCCCCCGCAGCCGCCGCCGCCGCAACCCCCGCCGCCUGCUGCCGCCCCGCAGGCCGGGGAGGACCCCACGGAGACGAGCGACGCGCUGCUGGUCCUGGAAGGCUUGGAAUCGGAGGCCGAGAGCCUGGAGACUAACAGCUGCUCGGAAGAGGAGCUCAGUAGCCCGGGCCGUGGAGGAGGAGGAGUGGGUGGCCGGCUGCUACUGCAGCCUCCGGGCCCCGAACUACCCCCGGUCCCCUUUCCGCUGCAGGACUUGGUCCCUCCAGGGCGCCUGAGCCGAGGGGAGCAGCAGCAGCAACCUCCCCCACCGCCGCCGCCGCCUCCCGGGCCCCUCCGGCCCCUCGCAGGCCCUUCUCGGAAGGGCUCCUUCAAAAUCCGCCUCAGUCGCCUGUUUCGCACGAAGAGCUGCAACGGCGGCUCGGGCGGUGGGGAUGGGUCCUGCAAGAGGCCUUCGGGAGAUCUGGCAGCUUCAGCUGCGAGCCUGACAGACAUGGGAGGCUCUGCGGUCCGGGAGCUGGAUGCGGGGAGGAAACCCAGGUUGACAAGAACUCAAAGUGCCUUUUCUCCGGUCUCCUUCAGCCCCUUGUUCACAGGUGAGACAGUGUCGCUUGUGGACGUGGACAUUUCUCAGCGGGGCCUGACCUCUCCACACCCUCCAACUCCCCCUCCUCCUCCAAGAAGAAGCCUCAGCCUCCUAGAUGAUAUCAGUGGGACGCUGCCUACAUCUGUCCUUGUGGCUCCGAUGGGGUCUUCCUUGCAGUCUUUCCCCCUACCUCCGCCUCCUCCACCCCACGCCCCAGAUGCAUUUCCCCGAAUUGCUCCCAUCAGAGCAUCAGAAUCCCUGCACAGCCAGCCCCCCCAGCACCUCCAGUGUCCCCUCUACCGGCCAGACUCAAGCAGCUUUGCAGCCAGCCUUCGAGAGCUGGAAAAGUGUGGCUGGUAUUGGGGACCUAUGAAUUGGGAAGAUGCAGAGAUGAAACUGAAAGGGAAGCCAGAUGGUUCUUUCCUGGUACGAGACAGCUCUGAUCCUCGUUACAUCCUGAGCCUCAGCUUUCGAUCACAGGGUAUCACCCACCACACUAGAAUGGAACACUAUAGAGGAACUUUCAGCUUAUGGUGCCAUCCCAAGUUUGAAGAUCGAUGCCAGUCGGUGGUGGAGUUCAUUAAGAGAGCCAUCAUGCACUCCAAGAAUGGGAAAUUUCUCUAUUUCCUGAGGUCCAGGGUUCCAGGACUGCCACCAACUCCAGUACAGCUGCUCUAUCCAGUGUCCAGAUUCAGCAAUGUCAAGUCCCUCCAGCAUCUUUGCAGAUUCCGGAUCCGGCAGCUUGUCCGAAUAGAUCAUAUCCCGGAUCUGCCACUGCCUAAGCCUCUGAUCUCUUAUAUCCGGAAGUUCUACUACUAUGACCCUCAGGAAGAGGUGUACCUGUCCCUAAAGGAGGCGCGGCUCACUUCCAAACAGAAGCAGGAGGCAGAGCCAUCCACGUAGCAGCCAGCCAGGGCUGCCAGUUCAACGUGAAGGCAUUUGAUCUCCAGGCUCCAGUUUGAAGAAGCAAAUGAAGCUACCACAAAAGAAGACUCUGGCAGAAAGAGAAGAGCGGGUUGUGAUUCCCAAGACAGACUUUGGUUCCCCUGUAGCCCCGGGGCUUGGAAGAAGCACACAACCAUCCUCCAAGUGGGGCUCCCCAUUCCCCAACCCCAUGAACCCCAGGACUGGAUGAGCUCCUUGGAAAACUGGAAGAAGUCUUAACACUGUUUCUUUUCAGAAGUUACAUUUUAGUAUUUGCAUUUCUCAGUGGAAGGCAGCUGGGGUCUAUACCCUCUGAAGGUGGCGUUGGGGAUGGGCAGGCCAGGGAAGGGUGUGGUGAGGAGGGCUGCUCGGUCAGCUGGCGCCAAAGGCAGCACUGAAGCUCUUUUCCAUGAACCUGGAGGAGGGGCGGGGGAAGCCAGAGAAGUACAGAAGAAUGAGACUGGAAGUUUCUGGGAAAGGUGUCUGCCUUCAUCUCCAGCUUCACCAGGAGAGAGAGAGGGGUGAGUGAAAGGAACUGCUGGUUCUGUUUGCUGAGGAAGAGCUCGCCUCCCUCCUUCCUUUUCAAGGUUUACAAAACUGAUUUCAGAACUGCCUCUCAUGGAAUUGGUGUGCAUUUUAUUGACUAAAUUCCUUAAGCUCAGUGACCUGAGGCAAACCCAGUUCUCCUUCACCUCAGCCCCUUCCCCUCAGGAACUGUGGAUUCCACUUUGGUCAAACCAACACUCCUAUUGCUUCUGCCAGCUGUGCAGGCAGUGGUGUUUCUCAUACGUGGGAGUUCAGACCUCCAGUCCUGAGCUGCCAGGGCUUCACCCCAACUAUCAGCAACCCCACGCCUGGAGCAUGCUUCCAGAUCUUUGUGGCAAAGCAUACCCACAGCUAAGGAGUCAGUGUUACCCUGCUUGUCAGCUAGUGAGAGGAAGUGUGGAGGAAGUGAGAAGUAGCUACUGUGCUCCUAGAGGAGCCUGCGUGUCUCAGCCUUAACGGGAUUUCUGUAGUGCAGAAAAGGCAUGGCGUCUCAUGAUCAUAGGCUUAUCAGUGUUGUCAUCCCACCCCUGAGGUGGAGGUGGCAAGGGCUUCUUCAUUUUCCCAUGUUCAUUCUCCCAACCCACACAUUUCCUGAGUCAGACCCGGUUGCCUUUCAUCACUGGGAACCUGUCAGAUGCUAGUUUGAAAGUUGCCUUUCAGAUGGAUGUGGAGGGAGGGAAGAACUUUGGUGCUUGAGUAGUCUGUGUCUGAAGCUGGCCACAUCCAGCCGUGGGCCACAUAAGUUUGCUUGAGUAGUCUGUGUCUGAGGCUGGCCACAUCUAGCCGUGGGCCACAUAAGUUUGCUUGAGUAGUCUGUGUCUGAGGCUGGCCACAUCCAGCCGUGGGCCACAUAAGUCUGCUGUCCUACAGAGCUGCUCAAGAUGGACAGUAGAGCUGUUGGGUCUUCAUUACACUUGACCAUGUAGUAUUCCAAUGAUGGCCUUUUGAGUUCCCUUUGCUUGUGUCUGCCUCAGAUGACCAAGUAAACAUCGUCCGUCUUGGGGUUCCUGAUGGUGUGGGUGAAGCCCUGUGUCUAGGUAACUUAGAAAAUUGUCUUAUCUGGAAAGUGGCCUGUGGGCUCCCGCUGUGCAUGGAGUCCCCUUCCUCCUCCUUGAACUAAACACAGAGAUGUGCUUUCUCAGCUGCUGUAAAGAAAUGAGCCCCAGAAUGAACUGUGCACAUGUCAGUCCAGCUCACUGCUGACUGCCUCGUGAUCAUCAUAAGAUCAUGAUUCAGAGAUUGGCAUACCUGUAAGUUCUGCCUCUAAAGGGUACAGGCCACUUGCCAUCUUGUAGAAGGGGCCAUUCUGUAAUGGAGCCCAAACUCAAGUGGUUAAUAUUUGCAGUUCAGAGAGACUUGUUUUCCCCCAUUUCAGCCACCCAUGAUACAAAACAUUGUUUUCAGCCUGUGUUUGCAUUGUUUGCAUGGCUCUGAGCUAGGUCGUGUGGAAGGACAUGAGGUAGAAGACGACCCCUGCCCUGAGGGAACUGUAAAGUGACUGUUGCCCAGGAAGGAAUUGGAGCACUACUCAUUGCAGCAGAAAAUCAAGGCCCAUCUUUAAAGACCGAGUGGGCAUGAUCGGGGUAGACCAGAUGGGCUGGGGAGGCUCUGGUGUAAGGCGUUGGGUUGUAGGCGAGGACACUGUAACAGACUCAGUACAGAGUAGAAAUGUGUGGCAAGUGUGCAGCUGCUGCCUUAGAUCAACAGCAGAGUCCUGCUUGACCACAACGUCUAGAUGGAAACUUCCCAGUCGCUGGACAGCUCUAAAGGCUAGGGUCAGUGAGUGUGGUGGAAGACAAAGCCAACAGUCGGCAGGCACUUCUGUGGUCCUGGGGUUACCCGUGGAGAAUUUCUAUACGCAGGUGUAAACCAGACCUGCUCCAGAGCAUGGCAGCCUCACCCUUUCUGUCCUGGGAAAGCGUGGGGUGCAGCUUUGAUGUUCCAGUCACAACUGGUCUGACCCUCAGCAGGAUGGGCUGCAAAACAGCAGUGUGGGAGACAGAUCUAGGAGGCCAGGCCUGGCACCCAGGAGGCCUCGUUAGAAGGGAAUGAACAACUGGGGAGAGCAGUUGAGCCUGUUGACUGUACUGUAGGCUGGAGAAGGGAGCAGGAGCCAGGCCAGAGGGCACUGGCCUUCAUCUUUUGCUGAUGGUGGGACAGUGCUAAUGGAAAUGCAGUCCUCAGAGGGAACUCAACUUGUCUUUGUUGGUUACGUGCCAGUCACAAACUGGGAAAGGUAGUUCCUUCUAGAGACCUGCUGUGGUUUUCUGAGUCUUGGUUAGGGGUGUCACUACUCUCAGAUGCAGCCUGUAUAACCACCUGUUUAUAACUGAUCGAUCUACUGUAACCUUCCUCAAGAUGGGUAUGUUGGUGUAAGCUAGUGACAGCUACUGCUGCAACCUGUAGUAACUUGAAAUGUGUGUCUGCGCUGGCAGUUUAGGCAUGGGGGAGCAGGAGCUUGGCUGUGGGUCCAACUGUCCUGAUUUGAUCGUGGCUUAGUACCAAGAUGAAGAAAAUGUAAGUAGCAGAGCCAGCCGCUUGAAAAACAAGGGCUUGCAAGUAUCUCAUAGCUCCUGUUUCUCCUGUCCCACUGUCACUUGGACUAAGCCUCUGAGGCCAAGCAGGAAGUGGUGGGAUGGCUACACAUACCCUCUAAUGCACAUCCCCUGAGGACUAGGAAAUAGAGUACAGCCCUAGAAGUGUCCCAGGGAGCCACCCAUUCAGCCUUGCCUCAUGCUCCUAGGAGGGCAUGGCCUGCUUGAAGCCCCCUAACUCAAUGGGAAGUAGGGACAACUUCCACAGGUAAGAGCUUCCUUCCUUUCCUUGUUGCUUUUCUCUCACCUUUGAGCCCAGGAGUGAGAGGCCAAGUCAGUGAGACAGAAAGAGCCACCACAGGUCUGGAAUCCUUUGUGAGCGAGCGUGCACCCUCAUUGGUCCAAGUCUUGUCUGCGGUUGGGGUGUUGGGAACAUCUCCACUAGCGGGGACUAGGAUUUGUUUUCCACUUUAAGAGAAUGGCAUGCCCACUGUGUGAGGGAGGAGCUUUGAGUUAGACAUUUUCCCUAUGGGAAUCCUCUUGGUUUGGUUUGUGGGGAGAGGGGAGUGGAUUUGUGGUUUUUCUUUGUAGUCAUCAACACAGCUGUCCUUACACUGAAUCUGUGCUAUUGCAUACAUGUAGCCAUCUUUCUUUUCACUGCAGCAGUGUUUAUCAGUAGUUCAAAAUGAUUUAUUUGCUCCUGGGGAGUAAAACCUUUUUUAUUAAAAAAAAAAAAAAAAAAAAAAAAGGUGUGCCCAUUAUGAUAGCGGUAGAAUUAUCGGGCCACAGGAGUCACGUCUGCAAGUCCCCCAUGGUCCAUCUGUUUUGGCAUUGGGGCCCUCAUGCUCAGUACAUGUGAUAGGGGGGCCUUCCUUGAAAAAGUAGAGAACAACAUUUUGGGAGUGAGAUUGGGUUGAAUCACUGAGAGGGCUCUGGGGACGUGGUACUGCAGUUGAAAAUAGAAUAUUGAUUCUGUAAUCUGCCAGAGAAAGGGACCUUUCUUUACAUGCAGAUUUCAUGUGUCCUUGAUCUUUCAUUGCUUCCUGGUGUCCUGGGUAGGGGUCACCUAGUUUCUUCUGGUGUCCCUCUUGUCUUUCCUGUCCUUUGUCCUGACCCUUCCCACUUCAUCUACCUCCCAGAAAGCCAAUCCUGCAUGCUGAGUUUGUGACAUGCUUUCACCCCAUUUCAUCUUCAGAGGGUUUUAGAGGGUCCCUGGAGUUGCUCCCCGCCCCACUGACCCGUCAUAGUGCCAAGAGGCAUCAAGGAGCAGACAAGCAGCUGGGCAGACGGCAACUUUGGAUUGCAGCUGGGCUGCGCCGGCAGCUGCUCCUGGAGACAGAUAGGGAAAACAAGACACUCUUCUUCAGCCCGCUUGCUGUGCUCAGUGGACAGUGGGCUGAUCUGACCACUCCUCCAUCCCUGGUGCUCCCAAGAGGGACAGGCAGGAUCCAGGCACCGCUCUGGGCAGGCCAGACAUCAGGAUGCCUGCACUGGUGCUGCUUGGCACAGGUACUGCUGUGCAUUCUGGCAGGUUUUCAGAAACUCCGUGCUGAGGGGUGUCAUUCUGGACUCAGUGGUUGGGGGUUCUUCCCCACUGGGGAGCCAUACCCCACUCCCACUCUGUCCUGCUUAGCCACCCCUGCCCUCCAAGCCAAAGCGUAGCCUGGCUUCUGUCUUCCCAUUUAGUUCUCCUCCUUUAAUUCUCCCUUUUUUGUGCUUAAUUUAUUAAAAUAGUUACUGUAUAAUUUAUUUUCAUAAAGUAUAAAAAUAACUAAAUGGUUAAAAUAGACUUGCAGGCCAAUCUUAAAUGGGGGUGGGUCUGGGAUGGGAUGGGGAGAGGGAAAGAUGUUUUGAUAUAAACAAAAUAAAUGCACUUUGGGUGUGUUUUGGUAUUUUUCUGGGCAUAGAGGGGUGGGUGUUGGGGUGUCCCUGUAGAUUAGUUUCAGAGUGGGGUGUCUGUAAAUACUGUACUAAUAGGCAUGUGUGACUCUUGUAAAGGGACAUUAGUAGCUGCUGCAGGUCCUGUUUGGAAACUGUGUAUAGUUCCCGGUUUUUGUAAGUGUCAGUGCGGGAGACAUUUGACUCUUGUGUUUGUAUCCCCUUUUUAUGAUUGCUGUACCCACCCAUGUCUUUUUGGGGAGGGAUGAAAAGAGAUUUGAAAUAAAAAUGUUUAGAAAUGA
This is a messenger RNA of Arvicanthis niloticus (Nile rat), 7213 nucleotides long. It is a transcript of the gene Socs7, whose product is annotated as suppressor of cytokine signaling 7. The record is from RefSeq and is a predicted model, not a curated record. Lineage: Eukaryota; Metazoa; Chordata; Mammalia; Rodentia; Muridae. Gene Ontology annotation, cellular component: phosphatidylinositol 3-kinase complex. Gene Ontology annotation, biological process: intracellular signal transduction; phosphatidylinositol phosphate biosynthetic process. Gene Ontology annotation, molecular function: 1-phosphatidylinositol-3-kinase regulator activity.